AUGCUGCAACCCAACAGCAACAACUCUCGAGAACAAUUUGGUGGUCAUGUUGUUACAACAGGAAACUCGAAAAACAAUUCACUCACUCCAUGUACUUCUACAAAUCAUAAAAAUCCUCCUCUUGCUCCCUUUUUCCAAAACAGCAUUAAUUACAAACCGAACCAUGGACAUCCAACAACACAAUCACUCUCUGGACUCCCAAUGUUUCCAACAACGACCACACAUCGAGUGGAAGAAAAGGCAGUUCAACCUCCUCCUCCUUCUCUGAUGACCCUUGUGAGUGCUUCUUUUUCGGAUCACAAUCAACAACAGAAGGAUACCAUGAUGAUCGAUUCAAAAACAGCACUCGAUUCCGAAGAGUACAAACCCAUCACGGAAAAUAGUUCAAUAUACAAGUCCAAAGAUUUGGAUUUUGUACCUCAAAAUUAUUCUUAUAUUUGUGAGUUGAGGACGACGAAUCGAAGGGGUUGUGCAAGCAAAUAUGUUCUCGAAGUGAACGGAUUUCGAUCGGUCUAUGCUCAAAAAUCAAUUGUUGUCAAGCAUGAAAACAAAGAACUUGAGAUUGUGAGCAUUCACUUUUGCAUCGCAUCGGUCAGUCAGGAUGACAUUUCAAAGUUAUUUGAAAUUGCUAGAACAGCAAAACAUGAUCCAGAAUCAAUUGAAAUUGACUCUUCAAAUACAACAGUGAUUAGAUUUUCGAUCAAGAGAUCUCCAAAAGUGAAUAAGAGAGAUCUUUGCAAAUAUUACACUUUUAUAGUGACAGUGAAAUUAGAUCAGGAUGGGAAUUAUGGAUUUGUCAAAUUUGCAUUAAGACAUAAACGAAGAGACUCUCCCACUCUGCUCUAUAUCCCUCAUAUCGUAUUUGAUAAGAUCAUUGAGAAUACCAAAGAUCAAUGCUAUUAUACUCCAAGCUCGAUCUCAUUGAACAAACUCUCAGAAUUGAAUCUCUCCACAUCAUCACUCGAGAAUGUUCCUUCUUUCUCCAAUGAUCUCUCUCAACAAACCACCCAUCCUCAACCCAUACCUUAUUCGAAUAAGGAAUCCACUCGGUUUUCAUCCAUGACUCCAUCCAUGACUCAACCAAUGCUUCCGACCACACACUAUCCUCCUCAGUUUCCCUAUCAUUCAACUUUAUCUCCUCCUCCUCCACAUUCGUAUCCAUUACUACCACCACCACCGCCAACAACAACAACACAAGAACAUCAUCAUGCUACCAUUCCAUCAUCCUAUGCUUAUUAUCUACCUCCUCCUCCCUUUUACGCUCAUUCUUCUACUGGGUAUUUUCCUCCAAGCACAAAUUUUCCUCCUCUGAAUUAUGCAGUAUCAUCAUCUCAAAAUAGUACAGAGUAUAGCCUCUACUCAUCCAAAACACAUGAAAGUUCAUCCAAUAAGAGGUCCAAAGAUCAGCACAGUACCACUGAAAAAACAAAGCUUGCUGGAAAUUUUACAACUAGUAGUGCGAGUGGUGGCGUUUUCAUUCAAGAAAUUGACAAUCUGAGUACAGAAUGGGCUCUUAUUACAGGAAAUGAGUAUAUAAGUGUGAACAUUUCAAUUUCAGCUGCUGAAGAAUGGGAUUAUGAUAUUCGAAUAUUUGACCAAAAGACAAAACACAAGUUAAUGGAUUGUUCGAUCGUGUCAAAGGUUCGACAAGGAGAAGAUCUCAAAAUUAUAUUCCAAACUAAACCCUUACCUCAAGAUAUUUAUUUUGUAAAGUAUUUGGAGACUCAAUUGAACAUUGAAGCCUAUUCUGAUACCAAAAGAAUAACUUUUUAUUCCAACAACUUGAAAUUUACCAGAAAGUAUGACGAUAUUUUGAUGGAUUUAUGA
This is a messenger RNA of Naegleria lovaniensis, 1827 nucleotides long. RefSeq lists its product as uncharacterized. The record is from RefSeq and is a predicted model, not a curated record. NCBI's taxonomy places the organism in Eukaryota, Heterolobosea, Eutetramitea, Acrasida, Naegleriidae. The transcript has a single exon. Bases 1 to 1827 code for a protein of 608 amino acids.